AUGACCGAAGCAGUUUCAACCAGAGAGUUGCAGCACUUCGGAGCGCAAAGUGUGUCAAACAGCCUGUGGACCUUGGCAACCAUGCGCUGGCGCGACGUCCCCAUCUUGGAGGCUUUGGGCGCGGCUGCCCUGGGGCGGCUCCCGCAGUUCUCGGUACAGGCGCUGGCGAACACGGCCUGGGCACUGGCACAGCUGGAGAUGGAGAGACAGGAGAUGGGGAUGAUCCAAGGGGAAGCCAUGGCUCGCUUGGGGCAGUUCCAAUCACAAGAGCUUGCUACCAGUGCGUGGGCCCUUGGGAGGUUCCAGGAUCGCUAUUUGAGCAUCAUGAGAGCCAUCCUGGAAGAGGCAGAGCUGCGCGUGUCGAGUUCCCGUGCCCUGGACGCGGCCUCUGCGUCGAUGCUGCUGGAGGCCUUCGCUCCACUUCGCCUCGGCCAGCGCUGGCUCAGCACGUUGCAAGGACGCAUGGAGCCGCAGCUGGUGCCAGGCCUUGGCCCCUUGCUAUGUGCUGCAGAAGAAGAAGGAGACCUGGAGAUGCAGAUACAACUCCUGCGUAGCUUGGCUGAUUGCCACGAAGGCCUCGAAGACGCUGCGCUCUUCGCUGCCAUUUUCCGGCUUCUUCUCUCUGGAAAGACUGCAGAUGCUGAAGCUCUAUGGCAGGCCAUGCCGGGCAAAAGCACCCUACAGCUGGGUAGUUCCACUUGGAAUUUCCAAGCUCUGCAAGACUUGUGCAGUGGA
Messenger RNA from Cladocopium goreaui, 735 nucleotides. The record is from the annotation of a GenBank genome assembly. Lineage: Eukaryota; Dinophyceae; Suessiales; Symbiodiniaceae.